Strongylocentrotus purpuratus (purple sea urchin) is the source of this 1816-nucleotide messenger RNA. RefSeq names its product zinc finger protein 696. The transcript has 3 exons. Gene Ontology annotation, molecular function: RNA polymerase II cis-regulatory region sequence-specific DNA binding; DNA-binding transcription factor activity. Lineage: Eukaryota; Metazoa; Echinodermata; Echinoidea; Camarodonta; Strongylocentrotidae. The record is from RefSeq and is a predicted model, not a curated record. Gene Ontology annotation, biological process: regulation of transcription by RNA polymerase II. Bases 138 to 1754 code for a protein of 538 amino acids.
UACUAUUAAAUUUGUAGGUUGGCCCAAAAAUCUUCGAAGAAGAAAUGAACCAAGUCUAAAAUAACCACAAAAUAGGGUCUCCAAUCCAGUAGUGCUUCAAUCGGACUGGCCUGGGCUGGUGGAUGUGAGUUUAGACGAUGGAGAGCUCGAAUCUGGCAGGCAUCGCCAGCACCACUGUUAAACAAGAACCAGUGGAACCUCACAACCAGCUUGAAGAUGAGAGAGGAUGUCCGGUAAAUGCCAAUCAACCUGUGUCACACUCACCACCAGGUCAAUCAAACAUCAAGACAGGAAGGACCAGUGUUGGAAGAGAUGGUCAUGACUUUGGUUCUUCAACAGAGGAACAGAACUCACAGGAUUCCUGCGCAGGUUUCCAGCUUCAUGCACCGACUCUGAACCCUAGGAGGACGCCUCCAGACUGUAUCCCUUGUGAGCCACCAGGUGCAAGCUCUACAAUGAUCCAAGAAUCACAGGUUGCUCUUCAGGACCUUGAUGGUCCUUCGACACAAGAGACUGAAGUGAGCAUGGUUUCAAAUAUCUGUGAAAGGACGCCUGACCAAAAGCCAUGGAUAAUUGGAAAUAAAGGAGGACGUAUUCUAAUACCACAGCGGGAAAAGCAUUCCGGUGGAAUUGAGUCGAUUUCCAACAAAUCCAGGGUUUCCAUUUCUCAUCCAGAAGAUCUUUUGAGCAGAGAUGGGAAAGAAACAAGUGCUCUGGAAAGGAGAUAUUUUUAUGGAUCACAGGGUUCUGAUACUAAUCACCUGACGACAGAUGGUCUGGGUGCAAGUGUCCUUGAAGGACAGCUUCAUAGCCAACGUGUUCCUGAUGCAAAUCCAAGAUCUCCAGGCAUUGACAUGAUGCAAGCAAGUGACAUAGAGUGUUUGGAUGACAGACCUUCUGCUAAGGGUUUGACUAUGAUUCAUGAGUCGGGAGUUGCUGUUCGCUGUCAAGAAGAUCUUGUAUCCCAAGAGGACACUGGGACAUAUGUUUUGGAAGGAACAUCUUGUCAAAGGUCACAGAACCAUUGCGCAGCAGCAACGGCGUCACUGAAUGAAGAAGAACAACUCUCGCAGUGCAAGAUAUGCCUAAAAUCUUUCAUGCAUCUAAAAUCACAUAUGAAGGUUCACACUUCAGAGCGGCCAUUCAAAUGCAGUGUCUGCGACAAGGGCUUUAUCGAAAGACGCCACCUUGAAAACCACAUGCGUAGCCAUACGGGUGAGAAGCCAUUCGAAUGCUCCGUCUGCCAGAAAGCAUUUAGCCGCGCGACCCACCUGACUUAUCAUCUCCGCACCCACACCGGGAUCAGGCCCUUUUCUUGCGAGACCUGCGGGAGGAGCUUUGGUCGUAAAGGAGACAUGACAGUUCACAUGCGAAUCCAUACAGGUGAACGUCCGUUCGCCUGCAAGCUGUGCGACAAAACCUGCAGUACGCAGAGCAACCUGACCCUUCACAUGCGUGGCCAUACUGGGGAGCGACCUUACAGCUGCACCGCAUGUCCAAAGACGUUUAAAUCGAAGAGCGACCUCAUCAAGCAUGUACGCAUGCAUACAGGCGAGAAGCCGUACCAGUGCGGGGUAUGUCACAAGGAGUUCCGCGCAAGCUCGGAUCUGACUCGGCACAUGAGAGCCCACACCAACGAGAAACCGUACAAAUGUGAUGUAUGUCUGAAAGAAUUCAGCUCAGACUGUUAUCUCCCUAAACAUGUCUGUGCACCAAAGACUACCAAUAUGACUGAUAUGACUGAUACUGAUUAGCAAGGACAUUCAUCAUUGUUGAGAGCCAGAAGAAUGAAAAAACUCUUUAAUUUAAAGGGAUC